This is a messenger RNA of Ictalurus punctatus (channel catfish), 7585 nucleotides long. It is a transcript of the gene extl3, whose product is annotated as exostosin-like glycosyltransferase 3. The record is from RefSeq and is a predicted model, not a curated record. Gene Ontology annotation, cellular component: membrane. The coding region runs from base 1883 to 4624 and encodes 913 amino acids. The transcript is spliced from 6 exons. Gene Ontology annotation, molecular function: glycosyltransferase activity. Lineage: Eukaryota; Metazoa; Chordata; Actinopteri; Siluriformes; Ictaluridae.
AUGGGGGAAAGUGUGACUUCAGAGAUUUGAACCGUGACGUGGACGUUUGUGCCGGUCAGACUGUCUGAGUUUCCAUCUCCUGAAGAACUCCUGCACAGAAUGGUGCAAAAAACAAAAAAGCAUAAUUAGUUUUAAGUCCAUAUUGCCCAUCCCUACUACACAUGCGCUUUUCCUUUCCCGCUGUUAUUUCCCCGGAUUCGAGAUGCUGCCGUCGCUCCUUUUUACAGACUGAGCACAGGCGUAUAUCUCCUUUCAGUGGAUUCUCCGAACAAGGUGUUUACAUGCAACGAAUUUCCGAUUAAAACAGGCAGAAUAUAGUCUUAAAGUGCACCUUGUACGCUUUUUCAUAUAUUACCUUUCAUGUAGCGUGUUAUAGAGCUGUUUGUGAAUGUAAAAAGUCGGCAAUGUUUAAAAAAUCAAAGUACACGACAAAUGGAGUUGUUGUCUCCCAAUAGAAGGAAUCGAUUCUGAACAGCUGAAUCGAGUCGUUAGUGAUUCCAGACUUUACUUCCUGUACUAACCUACGUAGGUUCGUAACAAAAAGCCCCGCCUCUGGUCUUCAUCGGCUGCUCGCUGACAGACGGUGCUAUAACUCGUUACGGUAGUGGGCGUUCCCUUUUUGAAACACGCUGACAGCGGUAGACCAAUCACAACAGACUGGGACAUCUGACCAGUCAGAGCAGAGUAUGCUCUCUGGAAGGAGGAGUUUAGAACGAAUCCUUUAGAACGGAUCAUUGAACAAGUCGUUUGUGACACGUGGGGAGGGGUUAAUGCUGCAGUUUUUUUUUUAAUCUUGGAUGCAUGUAAAUCUAUUGUAUGAGAGCUUUAAAACAAAAUUAGGCACGUUUCAAAACCAUAAUAGGUGCGCUUUGAUCUGUACAGUUGAAUCCGGACAGUUGAAGAUUCACCAGGUCUUCAACUUUCCAGUCUCAGUAAUCUCGCAUGAAUACAAUCUGGACGUAUGCGGUGCGCAUUCGGACAGCUCUUCCGCGCCAGUCCCGUUGUUAUGUGCAUUGCUUCCGUAUUGCAGAAUCUUGGCGGAAGCAGUAGGUCUGACAAUUCAGACGCAUUACUACUUUUUGCCUACUGUAGAGGAAGGUAGUAGGGAUGUUCAGAUGCAGCCAUAAUGUCCUGGAGCAUCGGUGAAACAAGUUAGUUCCUGUUUUUAUUUAAGAUGUAUAGUCAGUUUCUUUUCUUUUAACCAUGAAACCUGUUAUGUUAUCCCCCAUCCCCCCGUCUCAGCUCAUGACUCACCUGACAUUAGUAAUCGCAUGUUCCAGUGUGCAGCGAUUACACAUGGACUGUGUGUUCAGUGCUGAGAGGAUGAAGCAGGCUGCUUUUCAAUUUGUUCGAGCAACACGAAUCAUAAGAGUCAUGUGUUUUUCAGAUACAGCGUCGGUUCAGUGUGUCUCACUGGCGUCUACAUGAUUGGACAUCGCGUUAAAGGCAUGCUAGAUGGCCCGUAGACCUUGAGUGGCUGGAAAGCAUCUCAUAGCGGCCGUUACAAGGUUAUGCCGAGUGGAAGAAUGGCUCUGCCAAGCAGAAUGACAAAGAAAAAUUAAUACCAGCCAUGUCCCCAUCUGUGAUUUCAACAAGGGCCACUAUAUUCUUGCCGCUGUCCAAGGUCUCAUGUAUAUCUUUGGAUAGCUUUGGAGUCUGGUUACAUAACAUAGGAAAAAGCAGCAAUAUGUGUGCACUGCAUACUUUUGAAGAUGAAGUUUGCUUUUAUUUGAAGCCGCAGUAAAGAUGAGAUUUCUUUCAUUAGUUUUAUCUUUUUGGUCUAUCCACACAUGCUUACACAACAUAGAUUGCAUUAUGGCUGCUGAAUCUCCCCAGCAACUUUAUCUAUCUGCUUGGUGUGGUGGAGAGUGACAUUGGGACAAUGCUGCGAAACGGAGGUGUCACAGGGAAUGGCAGCCAGCCAUGGGUGCUCCGGCGGGUUCGACUGACAUGGCUCAGUUUCAUGCUCUUUUUCAUUUUGGUGUUCUUCCCACUCAUUGCACAUUACUACCUCACCACAAUCGAUGAGGCAGGUGGUCCAGACAAACGCAUUUUUGGCCCAAGACCUGGUGGUGAACUGUGCGAGGCGAAACAUGUGCAAGACCUGUGCCGUAUACGAGAAUCAGUGAGUGAAGAGCUGCUUCAGCUGGAAGCAAAGCGGCAAGAGCUCAACGGUGAAAUAGCCCGUCUCAACUUGCGGAUCGAAGCCUGUAAACGUAGCAUUGACAGUGCCAAACAGGACUUGUUACAACUCAAAAAUGUCAUCAGCCAGACAGAACACUCUUAUAAGGAACUCAUGGCUCAGAAUCAGCCAAAACUAUCUUUGCCAGUUAGACUAUUACCAGACAAAGAUGAUCCAGGGCUCCCUCCUCCGAGGUCUGUACAGGCCUGUCGCUUGCAUACGUGUUUUGAUUAUGCCAGAUGUCCACUUACAUCCGGGUUCCCAGUCUACGUGUAUGACACAGCAUCGUAUCCUUGGGGAGACAAUAUUGACCCGUUGGUCAAGCAAGCCUUUGCAUCUUCUGUUAAAAGCAGUGUUUAUGUUACAGAUAAUCCAAAUAUUGCUUGUCUUUAUGUGGUGCUUGUCGGAGAAAUACAAGAUUCCUCACCCUCUCCCUCUGACUUGGAAAAGCAGCUGAAAGCAUUGCCAUACUGGAGGUCGGACGGUCAUAAUCACAUGCUGGUUCAUCUGUCCAGGAAGUCAUUAACUCAGAACUUCUUGUACAAUGUAAGUACAGGACGGGCAGCUAUAGCACAAUCUACCUUUCUUCAACGACAGUACAGAGAGGGUUUUGACCUGGUGGUGUCUCCACUGGUACAUGCUCUCUCUGAGCCCAACUUUCUGGAGGUGCCUCCACAGGUUCCAGUGAAGAGGAAGUAUCUCUUUACCUUUCAAGGAGAGAAGGUGGAAUCUCUAAGGAGUAGCCUGCUGGAAGCACCACCACAGUCCUUUGAGGAAGAAAUGGAGGGAGAUCCGCCAGCUGAUUAUGAUGAUCGCAUCAUUGGCACCCUUAAAGCAGUACAAGACAGUCACCUAGACCAGGUACUUGUGGAAUUUACCUGCAAGAACCGACCAAAACCCAGUCUACCAACUGAAUGGGCUCUGUGUGGGGAGCGGGAGGAUCGCUUGGAAGUGUUAAAAGCAUCCACAUUCGCUUUGGUGAUUUCUCCAGGCGAUGGACAGCUCGUAGCAUCUGCAGGGUGCAACAUGCGCCUGUUUGAGGCCCUGGAGGUUGGGGCAAUCCCUGUGGUUCUUGGCGACCACUCAAAGUUGCCUUAUCACCAUCUUGUACGUUGGAGCGAGGCAGCUAUCAUGGUACCCAAGCCACGCAUAACAGAGUUGCACUUUCUCUUGAGGAGCCUAUCAGACAACGAUUUACUGGCUAUGCGGCGGCAAGGUCGGUUCCUUUGGGAAACGUACUUUUCCACUUCUGAGAGUAUCUUCAAUACCAUCCUGGCCAGCAUCCGAACCAGCAUUCAAAUACCUGCAGCACCCAUAAAGGAAGAACCUGCCCAGGAGAUUCCCCACAAAGCUGGAAAGUUGGCAGGUACAGAUGCCAAUAUGGCUGACAACGGGGACCUGGAUCUUGGUCCAGUAGAGACGGAACCCCCUUAUGCAUCACCUAGGUUUUUGCGGAAUUUCACCUAUACAGUAUCGGAUGUCUACCGAACCUGGAAUCGUGCUCCUGGGCCUUUCCAUUUAUUCCCCCACACACCGCUAGACCCCGUUCUACCUUCAGAGGCAAAGUUUCUAGGUUCAGGAACUGGUUUCCGCCCCAUUGGCGGAGGUUCUGGAGGUUCUGGAAAAGAGUUUCAGGCUGCACUGGGUGGAAAUGUCCCACGAGAACAAUUCACAGUGGUCAUGCUGACAUAUGAGCGAGAGGAGGUACUUAUGAACUCUCUGGAAAGGCUAAAUGGCCUUCCCUAUCUCAACAAGGUGGUGGUAGUCUGGAAUUCCCCAAAACCGCCCUCAGAUGACCUUCUCUGGCCAGACAUUGGGCUGCCCAUUGUGGUGGUGCGGACAGAAAAGAACAGUUUGAACAAUCGCUUCCUGCCCUGGGAUGUAGUGGAGACUGAGGCCAUCUUAUCCAUUGAUGACGAUGCCCAUCUCCGACACGAUGAAAUCAUGUUUGGGUUCAGGGUGUGGCGAGAGGCCAGGGAUCGGAUUGUGGGUUUCCCAGGGCGGUUUCAUGCCUGGGACAUCAACCACCAAUCUUGGCUUUACAACUCCAACUACUCUUGUGAGCUCUCCAUGGUGCUGACAGGUGCUGCCUUCUUCCACAAGUACUAUGCCUACCUGUAUUCCUAUGUGAUGCCCCAGGCCAUCCGAGACAUGGUGGAUGAGUACAUCAAUUGUGAAGACAUCGCCAUGAAUUUCCUGGUGUCACAUAUCACGCGCAAACCCCCCAUCAAGGUGACGUCUCGCUGGACAUUCCGCUGUCCCGGCUGUCCUCAGGCACUGUCUCACGACGACUCGCACUUUCACGAGCGCCACAAGUGCAUCAACUUCUUCGUCAAGGUGUACGGUUACAUGCCGCUGCUCUACACACAGUUUCGGGUGGACUCUGUCCUCUUCAAGACUCGACUCCCACAUGACAAGACCAAAUGCUUCAAGUUCAUUUAGAGGGACCAAAAGAGGGCAUACGAACACCACCUCUUACAGACGGGAGGUUUUAUCCGACAUGCGUCAAAACGAAGGGAGGACUAUUACGUAAAUGCGUUUUAUUUUAGUUUCUGUGUGUGUGUUCGAACCCAUCAGCAACCACUACUGGUCUCAUUUGCACCACUUGCUACAAUCUCGGAAAAGAGGUGAGGACACUGUAAUGGGUUUCAGACUGAAUUCUUUGGAACUGACAGAAUGGUAAAAGACACGGGCAAAAGCUUCCUGUCUCAUUGCACUCUUUAUUUUUUAACCCAUUCGACAUUUAUAUAUCUAUAUAUAGUGUGUUUCAUAUGCAAGAGAAGAUGUCCUCUUGUAUAUGAUGAGCACAUUUCUGCAGGUCACAGAAAUUUUAUUUGUGUGUGUGUGUGUGUGUGUGUGUGUGUGUUUGUGUAAUUUCGAAAGAGGAAUUUAAAGACACCAGACCUCAAAGAUAGACUGACAAAAGUGCAGAAAUGAGAACGCUACAUGGUCGGGCAAGCGAUAAUCAUUAAGCUCGCGCACAGACUCCCUUCGUCAGGUCUUCUUAGGCAUGUGCCGAUAUCACGUCAUCAUAUCUGAAGAAUCGCUUCAACAUAUCACACACUAUUAUCGCAGCUGAAUGAAACGGUCAGCUUACCGAUCACUCAUCUGCUGAACAGGAUUAUGAGAGAGUAGUGACACUGCCUUUGAGGAUUUGUAGAAGGCAGCUGUCCUGCUUUACUAACGGGAUUGGCUUUAGCUUGGGAGCACAAGUUACCACACAAACAACUGCUGCCUAUGUAGACAACUGCUUUCUGGAUUGAAUGUAAUGGCGAUGACCGUAACCGAAAGUUUCUACAAUAACACCAUAGCGCAUGUUAAAUACGUAAGACAUAAGAACUUUCCUGAUCUCAGAAAACCACAGAUGAGGGAGACGUGAAGUCCACAACCGCAACAUGAAGUCUGCGUCCGAUCUCGCCGAAACCUACCCAUCAGCGUUUGAACAAACGUUUUGCUCCCUCACAUCUCACGAUCAUGUUCUUUUAAAUAAGUUUGAACUCCCUCCACCUCACCUAGGAAACGGUUGUUGCUAUGGUUUUCACGAUUAGAGUUAUGACACACAUGCACACUGUAGAAAUGACACAAAUGAUUCUUUUCUGUGUAAAUCCGUGUCCUUCAUUUAACUGCUCAAUAGCGACGCAUAAAUAGGUACUGCAUUCACAGUGAUAGUAAUUCUGACUUGUACAAAACAUGGUCGUGAUCAGAUUCUAGGAACUCGAAUGUUUUCGGAAAGCUUCCACUUACGUGUGACGCCACGUUACGUGUGACUGAGACGGCAGCGACGGCAGCGGUAAAACAUUUCCUAGCAUUGACAACAUAAUGAACGAGAAUAGUGUAGCUUUAUAUUUACAAACCUGUGAAAGAAGUCAUGGUGUUGGGUGUGUUUAGACUAAAUAGUUAUUUAUGGAUAUUGUCAUGGUUACACGGUAUGAGAAUAGCUGUAUGGCUAGUUUAUGGGCAUGGUACCAAAGAUGAGUCAUGAAAGGAAAACUAGUACUAUACUAGUCAAUUCUAAAAUAAUCACCAGCUCGACAGCUGUUGAUGAAACUUUCCCUAGAAAUACACUGCAUUAAAACAUCUGUUGGUGUUUUUUCGGUCGAAUUAAGGUCCGGUUUAGACGACGAGCGUUUCUUUAGAGAUCUCAAAUAAAAUGUGUUCAACAGUGCAGACUUGAAACAGCACUCAGGGUGUGGUGAUAAAGAAUUUUCAUAUCCUAUAACCUUUGGUUAACCUUAUCUCGGUUUACUGUAUUAUCAUGAGGUUAAGUUUAAAUUGAACUGUUAUAGUUGGGUGAACUAUAUUUAAAUAUAUAAGAGUGGCAUAGCUCCAGCUCAGUAGUCACAAGGUCAGUACUGAGCUUGCGUUACAGUCUGCAUGUUCGUUCCAUGUCUGCGUAGGUUUCCUCCAGGUUCUCCAGUUUCCUCCCUAAACCAGACCAGUAGGUGGAUUCUGAAUGAAAAUCAAACUUCGAUUGCCAUAGUGUGUGAAUGUAUGCAUGCAGGAUGCUCUGUGAUGGACUGGCAUCCCAUCCAGGGUGUGUCCAAUCCCCCCCUCACCCCCCUGAUCCGGAUCCAGUGCGUACUGACUUGGAUAAACAGGUUACUGAGGAUCAAUGAAUGACUGAAUGAACAUUUUAACCGAAAAAAAAGUCCUUUCCCCAGGUUCAUAGAAGUCCCAGUAGUUUGGGGGAAGUAGUGGCUCAGUGAUUAAGGCUUUGGCCUGUUGAUCAGAAAGUCAUGAGUUCAAAGCCUAGUACUGCCAAGCUGGCACAGUGGGAAAUUUUUAGGAGAAACGACAGCGUGUCAUGUAACCGAUUAUCGGCACAUGCCUAAGCAGCAAAGGUUUUUGUCCUUUGUAACUCUGAUUUGCCUGUCUCAUGUUUAAUCCUGUCCUUUGCUCAAAUAGUUGGAGUGAAGACCUCAGGUCUGAAUACUAGCACAAUUCUGGAGAAUCAUGCUGCGUAUAAAUACUGCGUAUGAAUUACUGGCACAAUCUGAAUUCUUUGUUUCCUCAUUGAAGUGUUGAAUCUAAAAUGCCUCCACGCACCUGAACUGACGUUUGCAUUACAAUGCUAAUUACUGUCCUGAACUGUACAUAGAGGUUUCUGCAUUGUAAAUGCAUUAGGUGUUUCUUUUUAUAUAUAUGUUAUAUGUUUCAGAACAUGGAUGCCUUUUAUGGAACCUUUUUAUACACAUAAUGACUGUGUAUGUAUAAACUUGUUGAGGUUUAAGUAAUUUGUGGUUGUUUUUUUGUUUUGUUUUUUUUUCUCCCCUGUAUUGCCACUCAAGCAUGGAGUUUGGGGAGGCGAGGAAGCAGAAGCACAGCACUCUGACUGACUGACUGUAUCAUUAGUGUGAUCCCCGUAAACACUAAUAAACCAGCCCGUGCCAUUUGUCUCCAUAA